AUGAUUAAAUUCCUUAAUAGAGCAUUACUUGAACUUAUAUAUGAUGAAAUAGGAGAAAAAAUUGAUAUUAAUGCUUCAAUAGCUAUCAAAGAAGAAAAUAGUUAUGUUCCAAGCAAAUAUUCCGACGUGAAUUUAAACAUUCAGUUAUCUUUCAUAGUGCCAAUUGCUUUGAUUAUCAUUUCUUCCAAAUUAUUGUAUCACACGAUACAAGAUAUCAAAACUCCUGCUCGUUCUUACAUGAUAUCGUGUGGGCUUUCAAAAUUUACAUAUUGGCUAGGAACAUUUAUUGUUGAUUGCUCUAUUUUGACAAUAUUUUCAACAUUCGUUUUUAUUAUUUAUUUCUUGGCUGGUGCUGCAGGAUUUCGAGCUUAUUAUAUUAGAAUUUUCUUUUUGAACUGGUUCUGUUCUGUUUCCCCUCUUUUCUACACAUAUUUCUGGUCAUUUCUUGUUAAAGGACACUCUGGAUCAGUUAUUUUUGCUGCUGUUACUAUUACGUUGUUUUACCCACUAAUGCUUACUUGGAUGACGAGCCAUAAUAACAGACAAUUUUAUUUUUAUUAUAUAAUUUCAAUGAUUUGUCCGUUUGGAAACUAUAUGAGUGUAUUCUAUACAAUUUCAUUUCUAAUUAGCAGCCAUUUAGACUGUCCACCAGGCUUAAAAUUCUUCGAGAAGUCAGAAGUUAGUUUACAUUUUUUGAUUGGAUCUUUGUUUGUUUAUCCUAUAAUUAUUUUGAUUACAGAGUAUUUAAUCAAAGUCAUAAAUCAGAUACGCUCAAAAUCGGCAUUUUAUUCAUAUUCUUUUGAUUUGGAAACAUUCAAAAACAGUCAGCAAAUAACAGAUGAAGCGAAACAAAUGGAGCAGCAAGUGAAAGAUAAUCCGAGUGAAUUUGCAAUCAGGAUUUCUAAUGUUUCUAAAAUAUAUAAAGACACUAAAGGACAACCAAUCGGUGCAGUUAACCAAGUAUCAUUGGGAAUCAAGGACAAAUCUAUCUUCGGUUUCUUGGGUUCUAACGGUGCAGGUAAGACAACACUUAUGAAGAUGAUCUUGAAAGAGACGCCUAUCUCAAGCGGUACAAUCGAAAUCAAUGGCCAAAACAUUAUGACAUCUAAACGAUCACAAGUUGUUAUUUGUCCUCAAUUCGAUGACCAUUUGACAGAACAAUUAACAGGUCGUCAGAAUAUGAAAUUCUUCUGUUACUUGUUCAACAAGACAGGUCGCGAAUCCCAUGAAUUGAUCUCUCGUCUUAUUGAUAUUAUGGAUUACUCAGAUCAAGUUGACAAACGUGUUCAAGACAUGUCCGGUGGUAACCGUCGAAAGUGUUCAUCAAUGAUUCCAUUCUUGUCUGACUGCAACACAAUUCUCCUUGAUGAACCAACAUCUUCUAUGGAUCCUAUUGCUCGUCAUCACAUGCAUGACUUGAUCAACUCAUACAAAGGUCAAAAAACAUUCAUGUUAUGCACACAUUUGUUAGACGAAGCAGAAACAUUAUGCGACAACAUCUCUAUCAUGGUUAAUGGUUGCAUCUUCACCGUUGGUACUCCACAAUAUUUAUCACACAAGUUUGGUACCGAAUGGAAGAUUGAUUUGAUGUUAGUUGGUGAUACUAAUUUAUGUCGAGAAACCGUCAAAGGAUACAUCAAUCAAAAUAUUCCAAAUGCUGUUUUAUCACUUGAAAGGAAGGCAUCAAUGAUAUAUUCAGUUCCAAGUGAUAGUAUUUCAAUCACAAAUCUUUUCCGGAUUCUUCAGAAAGGCAAAGAUACUAAUAUUGGAAUCAAAUUCUUCACAUGCUCAUCUUCAACACUUGAGAAGGCUUUCAUGGAAAUUAUCAUGCGCUCGGAGCAAAUUGUUCAAGCAGCGAAUGAUCAAGUUGAUAACCAGGCAACGGCUGAUUUAGGAGUUGAAUUAGCAUCUCAGCCUUAG
This is a messenger RNA of Trichomonas vaginalis G3, 1920 nucleotides long. Its product is annotated as ATPase activity, coupled to transmembrane movement of substances. NCBI's taxonomy places the organism in Eukaryota, Parabasalia, Trichomonadida, Trichomonadidae. Gene Ontology annotation, cellular component: membrane; intracellular membrane-bounded organelle. The record is from RefSeq and is a predicted model, not a curated record. The transcript has a single exon. Bases 1 to 1920 code for a protein of 639 amino acids. Gene Ontology annotation, biological process: lipid transport; transmembrane transport. Gene Ontology annotation, molecular function: ATP hydrolysis activity; lipid carrier activity; ATP binding.